ACACAGUCUGUAGAUCGCAAGUGGUGGACAUGUUACGUCGAGUGACGUUGCAUUGCACCGAACUGAUCAUAAAAAUAAAAGAAAGAAACCACCUUUUGCUCUCACCAACCACAACACAAACCGCACAUUUUUUUUCCACAGGCAGUGAUAGAGAGAAACACAGAUACAGAGGGGAUAGAGAGAAAUGAUGGCGUUGGCUCUUCGCAGACUCUCAUCUUCCCUUAAGAAGCCCAUCUUCUUCUCUAAUGGCCGCUCGAUGUCUUCUUUGCCAACCUCGGCUAUGGCGGACUCUGAGAGAUCUCGUUCCAGUUGGAUAAAGCAGCUGAAUGCACCUCUGGAAGAAAUCGAUCCCGAAAUAGCAGAUAUCAUCGAACUCGAGAAGGCUAGGCAAUGGAAGGGAUUUGAACUUAUACCGUCGGAGAAUUUCACAUCUGCCUCGGUGAUGGAAGCUGUUGGCUCUGUUAUGACUAACAAGUAUAGUGAAGGCUACCCUGGUGCUAGAUACUAUGGAGGCAAUGAGUACAUUGACAUGGCUGAGUCAUUAUGUCAAAAACGUGCACUAGAAGCUUUUCACUUAGAUCCUUCCAAAUGGGGAGUCAAUGUGCAGUCUUUAUCAGGAUCACCAGCUAACUUCCAAGUUUACACCGCGCUACUUAAACCUCAUGAAAGAAUCAUGGCUCUUGACUUACCUCAUGGUGGACAUCUUUCUCAUGGUUAUCAGACUGAUACGAAGAAAAUAUCUGCUGUAUCCAUCUUCUUUGAGACAAUGCCAUACAGAUUAGAUGAGAGCACUGGUUACAUUGAUUACGAUCAGCUAGAAAAAAGUGCGGUGCUUUUCAGACCCAAACUUAUUGUUGCGGGUGCAAGUGCUUAUGCUCGUUUAUAUGACUAUGCACGUAUCCGUAAGGUCUGUGACAAGCAAAAGGCGGUUAUGCUGGCAGAUAUGGCUCACAUUAGUGGGUUGGUUGCGGCUGGUGUUAUUCCUUCUCCUUUUGAGUAUGCGGAUGUUGUUACGACUACAACUCACAAAUCUCUUCGAGGUCCCAGAGGGGCUAUGAUAUUCUUUAGGAAGGGAUUGAAAGAGGUUAACAAACAAGGGAAAGAGGUCAUGUAUGACUAUGAGGACAGAAUUAACGCAUCUGUUUUUCCUGGACUGCAAGGUGGUCCACAUAAUCACACUAUAACAGGUCUAGCAGUUGCUCUGAAGCAGGUGAAAUCACCAGAGUAUAAGGCUUAUCAGGAUCAAGUUCUCCGCAAUUGCUCAAAGUUUGCUGAGACUUUGCUAUCAAAAGGAUAUGACUUAGUAUCUGGAGGCACUGACAAUCAUUUAGUCUUGGUGAACUUGAAAAAUAAGGGAAUAGAUGGAUCAAGAGUGGAGAAAGUAUUAGAGUCGGUACAUAUUGCAGCAAACAAGAAUACUGUUCCGGGUGAUGUUUCCGCCAUGGUUCCAGGUGGAAUCCGUAUGGGAACACCAGCUCUCACAUCAAGAGGAUUCAUUGAAGAAGAUUUUGCAAAAGUGGCUGAAUACUUUGAUUUAGCCGUCAAGAUAGCCUUAAAGAUCAAGGCAGAGUCUCAAGGAACAAAGCUGAAGGACUUUGUAGCAACGAUGCAAUCAAAUGAGAAGUUACAGUCAGAGAUGGCAAAGCUUCGUGAGAUGGUUGAAGAAUAUGCUAAACAGUUCCCAACGAUUGGGUUCGAGAAAGAGACAAUGCGAUACAAAGAGUAAUUUCAAAGUGAAAAUCGACACACGUUUCCACAAGCAUUCACAAUGGUUCCUAAGAGAUGCACUGAAGUUCUUGAUUGUAAUGAUUUCAUUUGCUACCUCUUUUGAUUUUCUUUUCUUACAUUUACUCUUUACUUUUCAGAUAUUGAGCAAAUGAGAAUAAAAUGGUUUUUAUACUGUUAAU
Brassica rapa (field mustard) is the source of this 1907-nucleotide messenger RNA. RefSeq names its product serine hydroxymethyltransferase 2, mitochondrial. Gene Ontology annotation, molecular function: glycine hydroxymethyltransferase activity; pyridoxal phosphate binding. NCBI's taxonomy places the organism in Eukaryota, Viridiplantae, Streptophyta, Magnoliopsida, Brassicales, Brassicaceae. Gene Ontology annotation, cellular component: cytoplasm; mitochondrion. Gene Ontology annotation, biological process: tetrahydrofolate interconversion. The record is from RefSeq and is a predicted model, not a curated record.